This is a messenger RNA of Acaulospora morrowiae, 1134 nucleotides long. Lineage: Eukaryota; Fungi; Glomeromycota; Glomeromycetes; Diversisporales; Acaulosporaceae. The record is from the annotation of a GenBank genome assembly.
AUGAAUGAGCGUGGUAUUCCAGACGGCCUUUCAAACAUUUCGACUUAUCUGGAGUUUGUGAACCGUGAAAAAGAUGUCAGUCAACUAAUGAUGAACAUGGAAAGGACUCCUGGAAAAGGAAAAACUACAUUAGCUCGACGAGAAUAUGAAAAAUUAAACAUUUAUUCUGAGGUUAUUGGACAAAGGUUUUUUGACAAUGAUAAUGAAUCGCUUUUUGGAAAAGUUCUGUUGUAUGAAUCUUUGAAAUAUCGUUUGAAGCUUCGGGAGGUUCUUAAGUCUCUUUCAAGAGUCAUCACGAAUAGAUCAGAUAGGUACUUUCUUUUUGUCGUCUUAACAGGAACCCAUGCAAGUGAUCUGUUUGAAACAGUCAAGUCAAGUAAUGCGAAAACAGAAGAUAUAUCUUUACCACUACUAAAGUGGUUGAUGAAGCUAAGAGAUGAGAUCAACAAACUCUCUGAACAGACGAAAUAUAAAAUUAAGCUUCUUGGUGUUGUUGGUCGUUUUCUCGAAUCUAUGAUAUUUCAAAUGAGUGUUAUUGGAUCAAGUGUUGCUAAUAACAAAGACACACCUAUUGUUUUCAAAUUUUACCAAAGUGGAUUACGUUACUACUUAGAAAAAUGUCAAUAUGAAUCAAAAUAUUGCGACGAACUUCUCAUAAAAACAAAAAAACUUAUUAAAAAGAAUUUGUUCGAAAAGAAGCGUAAAAUUGAGGACUUAGAGAGAAGGGAAAUUCUUGAUUCCUUGGACAAUGCUAUUUCACCGAAUCAAAAUGAGACACCCACUGUUUCAUUAAUUACGUUUCGGUUAUGGGUGAUCUACCAGAAAUCCAUUUCAGAUAAUAUUAAUAAUAUCACUAACUCAUGUAGCUGCCGACUUUCCCGUUCAACAGAUAAACAGAUAAAUGAAAAAAACUGGGAUGAUUUUACUAAUGAGCCAUUUAUUCUCAUCCAAGAUAAGCAAUUAAUAGUUAGUCGUAGCAAAGUGAUCGAGGGUUAUUCAGCAACUAUGCUGGAGAAAGGCUUUGUGGAGAAAGAACAUAAUAAAUGUAAAAAUGUUGGAGAGCAUAUCUUUCUUUUUGUUACCGAUUCCAAAAAACGUAAUGAUGAGACCUAUAAGGAAAAUGACGGAAGAUGA